AUGAAUAGGUGUGCUGCACCAACAGAGCCUCAGCGGUCUCAACAGCCCACAGGGCUCGCCAGUGGCCCCCGCGGCCCCAGCACCCCAGCACCACUACCAGUACAUCCCCAGGUCUACUACCUCGUGAUGCGCUCCAAGCUCGGGCGAGGCAUGGAUCCCGAGGAGGUCCUGGAGUACCCCAUCGCCGAGACCACGACCCGGUGGCGGGCUGUUGAGACGGUGAUCCAGAGCUACGAGGAUGAUGUGGCGCGGCGAAGUGAGGCCGCGCUCGACGAGCUAGUGGUCUGGCAGUCGUACGACCACCGCGGUAUCCGGCGCUAUCGGAUGCUCGACGGGGACGGCAUGGAAUUCCGGGUCUGGGUCGAGCUAAGAUCGGCCCCGGAGCUGGACGACUGGGUGUUUUGA
Molecule: messenger RNA, 405 nt
Organism: Drepanopeziza brunnea f. sp. 'multigermtubi' MB_m1
Lineage: Eukaryota; Fungi; Ascomycota; Leotiomycetes; Helotiales; Drepanopezizaceae
Source: RefSeq, a predicted model, not a curated record